GUACCAACGUCCUUCAUAAAUGGCAGUCGGACCCUCAAGGAGAAAAUUCAUCCUCUUUUUCAUGAACAAGUUUACAUCUUAGGGCAGGAAGUUUUAAGUAAAUAACAAAAUUGUAUUCAGAAUAAAAGGACAUCACAUUUUUUCAAUGGAUAAAUCAUAAUGAGAAAUAAAACACCAAUGAGUUUAUUUCAGGUUGUCCUUUGAUUGACAAUUGUAAUAGAGUUCAUAAACUGUGAGUUUGAAAUAAUGAAAGCUCAUUUAUAAUGAUGAAACUUUUCUUGUCAACAGAUUAUGAAACAAAGCAAGUUUGAAACACCCUUUUUUACAGAGAUUUGAUGCCAGAAUAAUGAAGUUUGAUAUAACACUCAGUAGAAAAUACCCUUAAAUUCCAUGCCUCAUAACAAUCUGGGUACCACUGGCUUUGGCCAAGAAUGUGAGCUACCAGGGGUGUUAAUAUCAUUGACCGAUCAUAUCAUUUAUAAAUUGGUAUUAUUUACAUCAAAGAUGCUUACCUAAAAACUUAUGUUUAGCCAGGGUUGAUAACUCUUGCCUCAGGCAGACUUUGCCUUUGAAAUGUACAAAGCUGUAAAUUUCAUAUCUUGUGAAUUAAUUGUCAACAGAUUAGUUUGUAUGUAAAUUUUUACACCUUUGUGAUGUUUUAUUAUGAUGGAUGUUCAGUAUGUUUUGUUGUAAUUAAGACCAGUAUCUUUAUUUUUUGUGUCCUAUGGGUAUGUAUCUAAUAUGUUUAUUAGCAAAAAAUAUUUGGGUACUUUCCUUUGAAGUAUAGAAAUUAGGAGUCUGUGGGUAAUAUAAAAAUGUAAUUUUUUGUUACCCAGGUUUUUAUUAGGUGUACACUUCAUUUACAAUAGCUUAGUGGUUGCAUGAAACGAAACUGGGUUUUGUGUUAACUCAUCGGAAGUAGGAUUAACAGAAGUGUUAAAGUAAGUGAUUUUUAAAGAUGUGUUUGAUUCAGAAGUGUUAUUUUAGAAGAUUUUGUGGGGAAAUCAAUCACGGGCAGACAAUGGUACACACAGGAAUGUAAUUUUCCUAUUAAAUUAGAUAAGAGACUGCCAAGAUUAUGUAAUUCCAAUGUUUUUGUGAACUUUAAAUAUCUUUUUUACGGAUAUUUACUGGGUUUUUUUAGCACAAACUUGUUUGCUAUUUCAGUGGUUUUCUUCAAUUGGUUGUUGGCUACAGAUUAUCUUUACAUUUAUCAGGCAAAUUUAGAACAGGUAUGUAAUGUUUACACGAAAUGUAAUUUUAAAAAAAGUUUUGAAAGCAUGUUUGAUUUUGGAUUUUAUUUGUGUCAUCAUUUCUGUUUUGCUCAUUAGAUAACACGAACUGCGUAGAUGAUGCUUAAGACAAUUGAGCAGAUGUUUCAUGUUUUAGAAUCUAGGAUCCAGGCAUUGUUUCAACAAUGUAGUCAAUUAAAAGCUGCAAUUCAUUUUUACCGUGCAAAGCCAAAAUCAACCAACAUUCAAAUUUCCAUCAAUAACAUGCAAUCUUCAGGUGUUAAAAUUGCUCUUACGAGGCAAAGGAUCAAACAGGAUUUGUCCAAGAACAAACACAGGGCUCAUGUAGGCUUAGAUUGCCCUCUCCCACCUUGCCCAGCAAGCUAAAACAAUAAGGGUAGGUCGAUACCAGGAAUUAGCAUUCCAUGUAAGCCAUACAUUGUCCAUGUACAGGGGAUACAAGCUGAGAUAAUGAAGGAAUGACUUGUGGAAUCAACUCUACCCCAGAAAAUGAAAAGUCUUCUUCGUGGAAUUAUUGUCCAAUCUUUUGUUUGCUCUAUGAUUGAGUCCACCUCAUUUUGAUAACAGGGUUGGGUCCUUGUGUGUCAUUUCUCGGAGGUCCAUUAUAUUUCUGUUUUUGAAGUUAACUAUAUUGAACUCUCUAGCAUUGUGCUUAGCAACAUACAUAUAUAAAUUACAUGUAAAUCUUCCUUUAAAAUGAUUAUUUAAAAGUUACAUGAAGAUGAAGUGGGGCCAGGAAUUCGGUAAAAGUUUGUCAAAUUGUUCUGGGUCAAUUUAUGAGACAUUUUAAUUAAAUUGUCUGGCCAUGGUCAGCAAACACUUAUAUCAGUGGUCAAUGGCUAGUUACCUGUAUCUGUGGUGUAUAUUUCACACCAGUAAUCAGCUGAUUAUUAGGAAAUGGAUAGAUGGACAAUUUUGUUGGGAUCCCAAUCUCCAGGGUCAUGGUGGAGUGUCUUGAUACAGUGAAACUUAAUGAUGACAGGUCUUAUCUGAGGGGGAUUCUUGAUACAAGGAAAGGAUGAGGGGCACCUGCCUUCUCUGACCUGAGUUUAAAAUACCUGACCAUUGUUUCCACUGUGGCACUAGUCUGUGGUAUUUAGUUCCUGAUAUUGAUACUUGGUGAUUGUCCAGUGAAAGUUGUUAAGGAAAUGGAGUUUUUUCUCUGAAGGGUAGAGCUAGACCACUAUUGCGUCACUUCAUGAUAAAGAAAUGACUGAUCUAAGUUUUUCAAAAGGCUAUGGAGCUGACUGCAUAUAGCCGACAAGUGAUUCACCUCGCCAUGAUAAGCUUAGAAGAAAUAAUUGUAUAAACCAUCUGUCAAUACAACUAAAACCAUUUCUGAGUGUAUUUGACAAACCAGGGGCUUAUGCACACUUAAAUAGGGAAAUCAGAGCUGUAAAAAGUUCAUGAUGGAGAUUUCUAAGGCAAACAAAUUGUCCAAUAAUGGGAAAUCUUAUUUCCCCGCAAGAUUUUGAUCGUUACCUCUGGUGAAAUUGUAUUACAGUAUAUACUCGCCAAUAAGUCGGUAUGUUUUCCUAAAACUAUGCUAUGAUUUAGGUACCAGCAUAGAAUAUACCAUAUUGCUUAAUCACUAUUAAAGGUGAGACUGGUCAAGUACAAAAGAUUAUGUAUUAUCCCUCUAAUGAUGAGCUUACUCGCGACCAAUUUGACUUUGGGAUAUCCCUGAUACCAUUAAUCUAACACGGACGGCGUCAUUACCAUUUCCGUCUUUGUUCCAGAAAAAGGGAGUGUAACGGUCUCGUAACUGCUGUGGAUACGGACAGUCCAUACUAGUCUGACAGAGUGGAUCCAUAUAGUAAUGUAGCAAUAUGUGUUACUGUGACAGGCCCAUUCAUACAAGUCACUUCUUCAUUAUAUGUAUAUACAAAGUUUGAUGUCUGUUUAAAUGAGACAGGUUUAUUAGGAAGGGUAUUGUUUUUGUUAUAGGACAAUACCUGUUGGAACCCAAUAAACUGAAAACUUGAACUCUAAGUAAGAGACCUGUUUGUUUUAAAACUGUGAUCAUUUUAUAGGUUCUUAUUGAGUAAACUUGAACAAUGUCAGAACGUAUCACCAAAUCUUAUAAAUGUUAUUUCUGUAUGUGGCACUGCUUUAUUGAAUUUUUGUCACCCUAUCUGAUAUGGAGGUGAUUUUUUGGUAGAGUUGGCCUUUGUUGAGACGGAAGGAAUUGUUCACGGCAAUAAUUCCUCACAUCAAGAUUAGCAGCUUUCCUUAUACCACUGUAUUAGGAGAUUUACACUGCAUGAAUGAUACGGUUCUAAUUCGGUUCUAAAGCCUUAACCAGAUGACUAAUAUGUAGUUUCAGUGGCACAAAGCUGUUUUUGAGAUCUAUUCUUAGUGGGGAUGAACCAAGCAAAAGCAUUUUUCAGGGUUUUUAUGUCUGUUUGUGUAAUGUUGACGGACAAACUAGCAUCCAAAAUGCAAUGGCUGUGACGAUUUUUACUCCUUCAAGGGGAAAGUUAAAUUGAAAUUUUAAGGACUUUUCUUUUCAUCUAUUUGAUAUGGGCUGUGAGGUGAAAAGUUGAAAAAGUAGCCAAUUCCAGCUGUAAUUGAGUGAUUUGAUGGAAAGGUCUUCUCAUUUUAAUGACCAUUUUCUUUGUAUUUCACCCAAAUUUUGUAUCUUUUACAAGUUAUUAAGAAUUUACGGUUUGGAGUGUCUUUCAUUCCUUCUCUUUGUUCUGCCCAUAUGAGCUACUCUGAAUGGCUAGGAAGAAGUAUUGAAAAAAUAUUGAUGAAAUUUUCAUCAAUUUUCUUGAAACCGAAGCAGCUUUGUACCAUGUUUUUACUUAAAUUUAUUUAGGUUUUAUCCAUUUCAUGAUUUCUAUGUGUUGUUUGGUGGUAGGGUGUUGAAAUUUCACAGCUUACAGUUAAUAUUUGUACAGGUGUAUAUAUACUGGUUAAUCAUUGAAAGUGUGUGCUAUGUCUGUCACAUUACAACUUCACUAUCGGAAGCAUUCUUUGCUUUUUAUCCACUGAUAACCCUAGAAUUUUUCUUUCACACCAGACCUUCACAAUUCAGAUGUCCAGAGAAAAUAGGCAUGGUUCAGACUUUUACUUAUAUAAUACAAAUAUCAACACAUAGGUAUUCAGGUGAAAUUUUGAGCCACCUGGAUAUCUAAACAAUGACUUAAGAGUUUACUUUUUUCUAUUCAUAUGCCACACUUUGCCGUAAUGGUCAUCAAUUUCUUUGCCCCUGAAAAAUUGUUUAUUUCAUUGAAGGUGUCAAGUCUUGAAAGAAAUGGUCACAAAAUUGCUUCUUGGUCAUUUAAGCAAGUAAAUAGGUUUUAAUGUGACCAUGAAUGCUGACUUUCGUGAUAUUGUGUUUAAACAAUUUAAUUCAAUUAAAAUUAUAAAAGACUGUUUCGUGUACCUGCUUAUAAGUAAAUUGGUUUAUUUAUUUCAGUAAAGUGGGUCCUUCAUUUCGCUCUUUGGGUGACACUCUUUCAAUCGAAGUUUUGAUUAUAUUUACAUUUGAAGAAAUGGCACUGUAAACACUUAAAAUUUUGGUUGAUUGGGUCCUUCUGUCUUUAUACAUAUACACACAGUCCUGGUGGUUUUCUUUUCAAGCAUACUCUUGAAAAAAAAAAUAGUAUCUUUUGUCAAAAAAAAAAAAAAGAUGAACCGUCAUAUAUCUCUUUUUUGAUAAAUCAGAUAUUCUUAUAUUCUUUUCCGAAAUUUAUUGGUAUUUGAUUUUCAAAACAUAAUAUUAUUUAUAUAGAUAAAUACUGUGGUCAAAUUUAAUAUAAAAAUAGCAAUAUUAGACAGAAAUGAAUAGCACUUUCUUAACUUUAAUAUAACAAAGAGAUACAAACUUUUCCCGCAUAAUUUUGGGAUCUCGGCUUCAUGAGGUUUCAUUGAAAAAAACAUAAAGGGUUGCUAGAUUACAGUCACAAAACUGUGGAUAUAUAUUUCAAGCUUUCUGCGACAAAGUGGAAAAUUCUUACAAACAAGCAAUUGAUAUUUUACAGUUUGCAGUAGAGUGAUAGACAGGGAAGCAUGGCUUCUGUUGAAGUUUGUGACAGUCAUCACUGAGGGCAUCAAACCGUUCAUUAGCAUACCCCAACACCAGGACCCACAGGGGUGUCGGGACUCAAGUAGAUCGUGCUCAACGGAAAGAGGGAAAUCUUAAUUUUAAUGGAGAAAAAUCAAGUGGCUGACACAUUGUAACCAGGAGAAGCAUGGCAAACAGACCCACAAUGGGCUCAGUGCUGAGAAACUCGUGGAUUCUGUGGAUCUUUGUAACUAGUUGUGGAUCUGUUGAUAUUGUAUAUAAUAUCACAGAGGAGCAGGGGGCCAAUGUGACACUUGGGAACAUUUUCAUCGAUGCCAGACUCGGGGAAUUUCAUAAUGAAAGUCAUACGGACAAAUUGAAAUACUCAUUUCUUAGUCCAUCACCUCAUUAUUUUGUCAUAGAUCCUGAAACCAGCAAUUUAAAAACAGCAGAGAAUUUGGACAGAGAGAAAAUUUGUCCUUACAAAGAAGAUUGUACAAUUCCAUUAGAGAUAGCAGUUCAGUCUGAAAUUGCAGCAUUUUUCGAGAAAAUCCAGAUCAUGGUGAAUCUUUUAGAUAUCAAUGAUAAAACACCAGCAUUUCCUCAGUCUUCCACUGAUCUCAAGAUUUCAGAAGGUGCUGUACUGUCCAAAAGUUUUGUCAUUGAUGGAGCUAUUGACCAAGACAGUGAAGAAUUUUCUGUAAAAAGAUACCAAGUAAAACCAGAUGGAACUCCAUUUGAUGUCAUUUUCUACAAAAAUCUGGAUGACAGUUUGUCAGUGAAAUUAGUGGUCAAUCAAUCUUUAGACAGAGAGAAAAGAAGUCAUUAUGAUAUUCAGGUUCUGGCUUAUGAUGGUGGUUCUCCUCCAAAAGUUGGAAUGAUGCGAGUUAACAUAACUGUUGAUGAUAUCAAUGAUAACAGUCCAGUGUUUGAUAAUUCCAAUUAUAAUGUGAGCGUCAAGGAAGAAAUUGCAGUGAAUUCUACCAUUCUUCAAUUAAGAGCCACUGACAAGGAUAUUGGCAAAAACAGUGAAAUUUUAUAUAAAAUCAGCACGAACCAACCAGAAAAAGUACAAGAACUGUUUUUCGUAAAUGAAAACACUGGAGAACUUAAAAUUGCAAAACAGUUGAUCUAUGAGCCGAGUGAGAAGUAUAGAUUGAUUGUUGAGGCAUAUGACAAAGGGGAACAACCCUACAUGACCCAGGCUUUUGUAAAUGUCUAUGUACAGGACUCUGGCAACAAUCCUCCAGAAAUUAAGAUCAACUUGCUGACUGAUUCUGAUCGUGCCCAAGUGUCAGAAUAUGCCAACAGGGGAGCUGUAGUGGCCCAUAUCCGAGUGAUUGACAAUGAUGCUGGGGCAAAUGGCAUUGUCAGUUGUAACAUCAGCAACAAUCAGUUUACACUUCAGAAGCUGGAGGUCCAGGAAUAUAAAGUGACAGUGGAUAAACCAAUGGACCGUGAAGCUAUGGAUGAACAUUUUGUGAUUAUCAGAUGUCAAGACAUUGGUACACCACCCCUUAGUUGUAAUGCAAGUUUUAGAGUGCAAGUCACUGAUGAAAAUGACCAGGCUCCCAGAUUUUCUCAAAAUGAAUAUCAUGCUAAAAUUCCGGAAGGCAACAAACCAGGAGAUGCCAUCAUUCAGAUUUUAGCCACUGACAAUGAUCUUGGCGACAAUGCUAGGAUUCAUUAUAAACUUCAUGGCGAUGCUGGUGCUGACGUCACGGUGGAUGCAGACACUGGGACAAUCCGUGCCAACAAGGUAUACGACAGAGAGACUGUGCCGCAGUAUCGCUUUCAUGUUUACGCCGUGGAUUCUGGAGAUCCCCCACGCUCCUCCACUGCCACCAUUGUUGUGAAUAUCCAGGACAAAAACGACAACUUUCCCGAAUUUACACAGACUCAGAUCAGAGCUUCUGUACAAGAAAAUGUGCCUUUUGAUACUUUCGUUCUUCAAUUGACGGCCACUGACAAGGAUUACGGAGAUAAUGGAAAAGUUUUAUUCUCUCUUCCUAAGCAUUCAGAGGUACCCUUUUUCCUGACUCCCAAUGGAACCCUGGUAGUCAAUGGGAAUCUUAAUAGAGAGGUGAAAAAUAGGUACACAUUUACAGCCAUUGCUUCAGAUUAUGGCAACCCUCCCAACAGGAACUCAGUGGCUGUUCAGGUGGAUAUCACAGACGCCAAUGACAAUGAACCAAUCAUAGUGUUCCCCAAUGCUUCUAAUGACACUGUUAAAGUAUCGGUCAGCUCAACACUGAAUAUGAUGGUGGCCCAGAUUCAAGCUUACGACAUAGAUGAAGGAGAGAAUAAAACUCUUGUGUACUCCAUAGCUGGCAGGAAUGAUUCGGACAUCUUUAAUAUCAAUAGUUUGACUGGGGAAGUCAUUGUGGCCAGGCCUUUGCAUGUUAGAUAUGUGGCCAGUUACUUUCUCAGAAUUGCUGUUUCAGAUAAAGGAAUCCAGCCUCUUACAAAGUACGAGAACUUACAUUUGGUGGUUGUGAAAACAAAUACCACCACAUCUGUGGCGACACAUUCUGAGGGAGAUGAUGAGCUAAACAUGAGAAUCGUGGUAGCAGUUGUGGUGGUCACGCUCGUCUUGUCAACAUCCAUUCUUAUUACAAUAUUUUUUGUAAGGCGAAGAGAUUUGAAAAGAAAGGAGUUAAAUGCACGGACUGAAGCAAAAGCAAAUGCAAAUACUUGUCCAAAAGUGUAUUUAGAUCCUCCAAAGUAUGUUGCUCCAGGGCAGAAUGUUAGCAUGUUCUACAGUGAUGAAGCAGAGGGGGUUAGAAGGAACGGCCAGAACAUGUAUCAGUUACCAGAUCCUGCAGUCGGCCGGGACAAACACAGCAGAAGUGAAUCACCCAACGACGAGGCCCGGCAGUCAGAGUUAAACAGAAUGGCUUCCAUUAGACUUCACCAAAAACUGGUCCAGUCUCAUGACAAACAGUGGCCAGGGCACAGCUCAGAGCUUAACAAAGAAAGACCAGACAAUCACAGUGACACCUCAGGGGAGACAAUCCAGUCUGAUAGUGGUGUAGGAAUCAGUGAAGGAGAAACCAGAAGCACCAUGUCUCACUCUCAUCACACAGAUGAUAUUCGAAGCAAGUUUGGUCCCUCACAGGUUGGAAGAAGAGGAACACCCCCAAACCCCAGCCAUAAUCUUCAUUAUCAACAUCACCCAUACUCCCAGCCACCCCCUCUGUAUGAGAAUUUGGUGGAGCUACAGCAGUACCCCAGACUAUUGGGGGACACAUCACAUCAUCUUCCUGUUCAUGUGAGGACAUUUUACCAGCCCAAGGCUUCCACAAGUCCUGCAUCAUCCAUCCCGUCGUACAGACACUUCUCCAGUGGAAUAUAUGCAGCAAGAAGUGUAGAUGAAACUUUAGACAGCGUUGCUACGGGUUACGAUGAUGAUGACACUACGACAUCCGGCAGCUACACAAUCGAUGCGGAUGAAUAUCCAAUUGAAGUACGCAUUCAAAAAGUGCCGGAUGUUUUCGUAUGAUGAUGUUAUUAUAUUAUCUCGUGUGUUCCUCAGAUUCUAGUCAAGAAGUCAUUUCUCAGAACAAAAACUUCACAAUCUAAAACAGAGUGCUACACAAUACAGAAACUUGUUAACCAAGAUUUAUUUUUGUUAUGCAAUAUUUUACUGGGGACUUGUGUUAUUGAUCUGCAUAAUGUUCAAUGUUCAUGGUGUAUUAUUACACAAAUUUUUUUUUUUCGAGAUGCAUUUAUGGGUUCACGUACAAUCCAAUUUGGGUACAAUAUUUACAUACAUGUUUAUCAUAAACAAAAUGAUCUCUUUGGACAGAAAAGUUCUCAUGAAAAGUAUUAACCAUUCAGAUUUUCAACAAACUGUGUAUUUAUCAACAAAUUGAAAGCUAUUUAAUUGUUACAAACAGUAUAAAUCAAUCAAAUUUGCUGUAUUUAACAUCAAAUUCUAUAUUGAUAUAGGGCAACAGACAUAAAAAAAUUCUUGCAUUGGGAAACAUUUUCUUAUGAUUUUGUCACGGCAACAAAUUGUUGGCAGCAUUGUUUAUAUGACCGAAAUGCAUUUAACUUGUUUUUACUUGUAUAUUGUUAUUUUAUUUGCUGUAAGCAAAUAUAUAUUUUUAUACAAAAAUAUGAAAAAUAAAAGUUAUCAAUGAUACAA
This is a messenger RNA of Ostrea edulis (European flat oyster), 9415 nucleotides long. Its product is annotated as protocadherin beta-13-like. The transcript has 5 exons. Bases 5453 to 8767 code for a protein of 1104 amino acids. Gene Ontology annotation, cellular component: plasma membrane. NCBI's taxonomy places the organism in Eukaryota, Metazoa, Mollusca, Bivalvia, Ostreida, Ostreidae. Gene Ontology annotation, molecular function: calcium ion binding. Gene Ontology annotation, biological process: homophilic cell-cell adhesion. The record is from RefSeq and is a predicted model, not a curated record.